CUUCAGGUUGUCGUCUCUACAUUCGACUAUACGCUUUAAAUAUCCUUCUGAUCUCCCGGCUGUAGAGAUCAAUUGGGAGCCAUAGUCAUCGCUUUUGAAUCCUUCCUCCCCUACCACACACACACAACAUCACUAUGGGUGCCACUCGUGCUGAGAAGGAAAUCUACUUCGUCAAGCUCAAGGCUUUGCUGGAGCAAUACCCCUCCAUCUUCCUUGUCAACGUUGACAAUGUGUCCUCCCAACAACUUCACAUGAUUCGACAGGCUCUCCGAGGUACCGGAGUUGUGUUGAUGGGCAAGAACACGAUGGUUCGACGAGCUCUCCGAACGCUUCUCGCUGAGAUGCCUCAAUUCGAAAAGCUCUUGCCAUUCGUCAAGGGAAACAUUGGAUUCGUCUUCACCGCUGGAGAUUUGAACACGGUUAGACAAGUCAUCGUCUCCAACAAGGUCGCUGCCCCUGCUCGUGCGGGUGCCGUCGCCCCUAAUGAUGUCUUUGUGCCCGCCGGAAACACCGGUAUGGAACCUGGAAAGACUUCCUUCUUCCAAGCUUUGGAAAUUCCCACCAAGAUUGCCAGAGGAACCAUUGAAAUCGUCUCGGAUAUUCAUUUGGUCAAGGCCGGUGAAAAAGUCGGAGCCUCUCAAUCGACGUUGUUGAACAUGUUGAACAUUUCUCCCUUCACCUACGGUAUGACCGUCGUUCAAAUCUACGACAAUGGAGUCGUCUUCCCUCCUUCCGUCCUCGACGUCGAGGAGUCUCAACUUAUCGCUACCUUCAUGUCUGGAAUCAAGACCAUCGCCGCCAUCUCCUUGGCCACUGGUAUCCCAACCAUUGCUUCCAUCAUGCACUCUUUGGUCAACUCUUACAAGAACGUCUUGGCCGUUUCCUUGGCCACCGACUACGAAUUCGAGGGAUCUGCCAAGAUCAAGGAAUACCUUGCCAACCCCGAGGCCUUUGCCGUCGCUGCCGCCCCCGCCGCCGCCGAAGGAGGUUCCGCUGCCGCUGCUGAUGAGCCCGCCGCCGAGGCCGCCAAGGAGGAAGAGGAGGAUGAGGAUGAGGACAUGGGCUUCGGUCUCUUUGACUAGACGACUGAUUCCCAAUGCUCAUUGGCCACGUUGCGCACCUGGCAUGGUAGAGUGUACUAUUACGGGUAUGCAUAUCAUUGUCUUCAG
Molecule: messenger RNA, 1169 nt
Organism: Kockovaella imperatae
Lineage: Eukaryota; Fungi; Basidiomycota; Tremellomycetes; Tremellales; Cuniculitremaceae
Product: putative 60S acidic ribosomal protein
Exons: 4
Coding region: 135-1082 (315 amino acids)
Biological process (GO): ribosome biogenesis; cytoplasmic translation; ribosomal large subunit assembly
Cellular component (GO): cytosolic large ribosomal subunit
Molecular function (GO): large ribosomal subunit rRNA binding; structural constituent of ribosome
Source: RefSeq, a predicted model, not a curated record